GACCCGCCCACAUCAGCGUCUGCUUCAGUGUUUGUCUGAUAGUGAGCUUUCAGCUUAUCUGUGCUUCUACAGGAAACAAACCCAGGCUUUAUAUGUAUGACGGUUUUCAGAGAGGUACAAGAUCAUGGUGGGAAAAUUAAAUGAAUUAGCCCAGCUGAGAGAUUCUGGGUUUGGUCGACCCCAGCCCAGACAUGGACUCAGACUCCUCUACUGGUUUGCCAACGAAUGUGUUUCUUUUGAUGAAGAAAAUAACAUGCUCUCUGAAUGUGACCCAGUCAGUGGAGAAUUUGGUUUCCACCAUUUUAAUAACAGAUGCUACGGGGAAAAGUUUCUUGAUGAGGAAGAUUUCCCUUACUAUGUUGUUGGAAAUCUAAACUUUGAAAAAUAUCCAGAAGCUGAAGAUCUUCCUGAUUACGUCUUAGAAGACAAAUAUACAGACGAGCACAACAGCAACACAGACCGCAUCAUCGUCAGUCUUGACCAGGACUGGUUUCAUGAAGUUUACGUGACUCAACACCUCGACCGAUCAAACAACUACGACCCAGACGCCACUCACCGGAUCUCCAGAGGCCUUCUCAUGAUCAUCAGGAGGAUGAGUUUAGAGGACUUUCUGAGGAAGAUGGAUUAUUAUACACACACACAACCUGUCAGACCCCAAACUAGAGAUUUCACAUCGGUCAGUGUGUCAUCCAGUGAUUCAUCAAAAGAGUCUAUAAUCCAGUUUAAUGAUGACAUGCCUCCACAAAACAGCUCAGAGAACCUACCCGGAUUGUGGGAAAGAUUCUGCACCAUUCUUUAAAACAGAUGUGCGUUCCAGUGAUUUGAUGGACUUCAUAUUUCUCUUUGCAAAGCCUAUAAAAAAAGAAGCAUAUAACAAACAGUAAAAUUUUUAAUGGGAAAUUAAAUUUGGUCUAAUCAGAACAGUGUUUUCUGGUGAGCUUUAUCACUACUCUUCACCAAAGGAACACAAUAUGUACAAAAGUAAUUGUACAGUAACCUUGAGCUAAUUUUUCCACAGUCAUAUCGUCCUGUCAUCCGCAUAUGAGACACACGAUAAUAUCACACAUGGUGCAUCAUUCAUAUACUUAUUUAAUCACUUAUUCAGUUACUUAUUUUGAUGUUUUAUCACCUGAAAUUAAAAAUCAUUUUCUUUCAUUUUGUAAGAAAAGAUUUGAGUUGAGUGAUGAAAAAAAAAACACAUCACGUCACAUAAAUAUUUCAAAAGGUGAGUAUAUGGAUAUCACACAUGCAGUUUGCAAACUUUGCUCAAGAGUUACGCUGGCAUAGAUUCUUAAACCAUUUUUCUGGCCUUUUUAAGAGCUAAACAAACAAGAUGAAGACUAUGAGCAGGCUAGUGCAAUGUCUGUGGUAACAUUAAAUCUUAAAAUAAAAUGAUUUACAGUUCCGAUGAUGCAGGUUUCACAAAAAAAGUAAAAAUAAAUAAAUAAAUA
Messenger RNA from Carassius auratus (goldfish), 1451 nucleotides. RefSeq lists its product as uncharacterized. The record is from RefSeq and is a predicted model, not a curated record. NCBI's taxonomy places the organism in Eukaryota, Metazoa, Chordata, Actinopteri, Cypriniformes, Cyprinidae. Bases 125 to 799 code for a protein of 224 amino acids. The transcript is spliced from 2 exons.